UGUAAACUAGGGUGUCGCCGAGGUGGCUGUAUUCGAAGGCGACAGUCUAUUCGGCUAAUCAUUUGACAAAACAAAUAAUGUAAUAAGAUCGGUAAUUUGACCUCCAAAAAUUUAUAAUUCUUCUUGAUCGAGAGUCCCAAAAUGUUUGCAAUAACGGGGUAUGCCGAUCAGUUUAAUGAGCUCGGUGGUAGUUUGAAGAAAGAGUAAGUCGGGGAGCCAUUUUGUCUCGGCAGGGUGAGAGAAAGAAAAGGGGAAUCACACGGGAGAAUAUUUUUUUAUUCACAUGCUGUAAGAGAAACGGUUCUGUUUUGGGAAAUAACAUUAGUUACACAUCGGAUACGGUUGCGACACUCUACCCUCUGCGAUAUUUAGUUAACUAUCAAACUAACUUGGACAUCAACAAUAUCAUAAUCACACGCUGAUAUUCCACCUCUCUGCUCGUAACUCGCGCUGGCUCUCUAGACCUGCGGGAGAUAGUUUCUCGUCUGUCCGGUGAACACAUCUGGUUUCUCGAUGGCGAAGAAGACCUACGACCUGCUCUUCAAGCUCCUGCUGAUCGGGGACUCGGGCGUGGGGAAGACCUGCGUGCUGUUCCGGUUCUCAGACGACGCCUUCAACACCACCUUCAUCUCCACCAUAGGAAUAGACUUCAAGAUCAAAACUGUUGAACUCCAAGGAAAGAAGAUCAAACUACAGAUAUGGGACACAGCUGGUCAGGAGCGGUUCCACACCAUCACCACGUCCUACUACCGAGGCGCCAUGGGCAUCAUGCUGGUCUAUGACAUCACCAACGCCAAGAGCUUCGAGAACAUCAGCAAGUGGCUCCGCAACAUCGACGAGCAUGCCAACGAGGACGUGGAGAGAAUGCUGCUAGGCAACAAGUGUGACAUGGAGGACAAGAGGGUGGUACCAAAAGCCAAGGGAGAGCAGAUUGCCAGAGAACAUGGUAUUAGAUUUUUUGAGACGAGUGCCAAGGCCAACAUCAGCAUCGAGAAGGCUUUCCUCACACUAGCAGAAGACAUCCUCAGAAAGACGCCCGUCAAAGAGCCCAACAGUGAAAACGUGGACAUCAGCGGUGGGAGUGGAGUCACAGGAUGGAAGAGCAAGUGCUGCAGUUAGAACAGCCCUCUGUCCCUCCCUCACACACACUGACAUGCACACUCUUUAUCUCUAGUAGCUAACUCUCUAAUACUCAUCCCCUCGAUCUUUUGUCAUCAAUUCUCUUGACCAAUUCUCUCUCCUCCCCUGUCCCCUCUCUCUUCUCCCCUGUCCCUUCUCUCUCUCUUCUCCCCUGUCCCUUCUCUCUCUCUCUCCCCUGUCCCCCUCUCUCUCUUCUCCCCUGUCCCUCUCUCUCUCUUCUCCCCUGUCCCUUCUCUCUCUCUUCUCCCUGUCCCCUCUCUCUCUCUUCUCCCCUGUCCCUUCUCUCUCUCUUCUCCCCUGUCCCUUCUCUCUCUCUUCUCCCCUGUCCCUUCUCUCUCUCUUCUCCCCUGUCCCUUCUCUCUCUCUUCUCCCCUGUCCCCUUCUCUCUCUCUUCUCCCUGUCCCUUCUCUCUCUCCUUCUCCCUGUCCCUUCUCUCUCUCUUCUCCCCUGUCCCUUCUCUCUCUCUUCUCCCCUGUCCCUUCUCUCUCUCUUCUCCCCUGUCCCUUCUCUCUCUCUUCUCCCUGUCCCUUCUCUCUCUCUUCUCCCCUGUCCCUUCUCUCUCUCUUCUCCCCUGUCCCUUCUCUCUCUCUUCUCCCCUGUCCCUUCUCUCUCUCUUCUCCCCUGUCCCUUCUCUCUCUCUUCUCCCCUGUCCUUCUCUCUCUCUUCUCCC
This is a messenger RNA of Oncorhynchus kisutch (coho salmon), 1810 nucleotides long. It is a transcript of the gene rab10, whose product is annotated as RAB10, member RAS oncogene family. Bases 514 to 1119 code for a protein of 201 amino acids. The record is from RefSeq and is a predicted model, not a curated record. The transcript is spliced from 6 exons. NCBI's taxonomy places the organism in Eukaryota, Metazoa, Chordata, Actinopteri, Salmoniformes, Salmonidae. Gene Ontology annotation, molecular function: GTPase activity; GTP binding.